UCCCCCCGCGGAGCGAGUGCGGGUCACCGGGUCACUGGGUCAUUGUCUCGGCGCCCGAACCCCGAGCACCCCGUGGAAUCCCCCACGUCAUCAGCAGAACCAUCAAUGAGAUGCAAACAUGAAAGACAAGAGGAAGAAGAAGGACCGCACCUGGGCCGAGGCUGCCCGCCUGGCACUAGAAAAGCAUCCCAACUCACCAAUGACAGCAAAGCAGAUAUUGGAAGUAAUUCAGAAAGAAGGUUUAAAAGAAACAAGUGGGACUUCUCCAUUAGCUUGUCUGAAUGCAAUGCUUCAUACUAACACUCGAAUAGGGGAUGGAACAUUCUUCAAAAUCCCUGGAAAGUCAGGCCUCUAUGCUCUCAAAAAAGAGGAGUCGUCAUGCCCAGGUGAUGGUGCUUUGGAUUUAGGUUGUGAGUCUGAACUGGAUGGCACAGAGAUGGCAGAAGCCAAUGGCAAUGGAGAAGGAAAUGGAGUUUGUGCAAAGCAGGUAACUGAUGAAGCAUCUUCCACUCGAGAUUCAAGCCUUACUAACACGGCCGUGCAAAGUAAAUUAGUGUCUUCCUUUCAGCAACACACCAAAAAGGCUCUUAAACAGGCUUUGAGACAGCAGCAGAAACGAAGAAAUGGAGUCUCAAUGAUGGUCAACAAGACUGUUCCUCGUGUUGUUUUGACACCAUUAAAGGUGUCAGAUGAGCAGUCGGAUUCACCUUCAGGAUCCGAAUCUAAAAAUGGUGAAGCAGACAGCUCAGAUAAAGAAAUGAAACAUGGGCAAAAAUCUCCCACUGGAAAACAAACAAGUCAGCACUUAAAACGAUUAAAAAAGUCUGGUUUAGGACACUUGAAAUGGACCAAAGCUGAGGACAUUGACAUAGAAACCCCGGGAUCUAUUCUUGUCAACACUAAUUUAAGGGCAUUAAUAAAUAAGCAUACCUUUGCUUCUUUACCUCAGCAUUUUCAACAAUACCUCCUGCUUUUACUCCCAGAAGUAGAUAGACAGAUGGGAAGUGAUGGAAUUUUACGCCUCAGUACUUCAGCUCUAAAUAAUGAGUUUUUUGCAUAUGCAGCGCAAGGCUGGAAACAGCGGCUGGCAGAAGGAGAAUUUACUCCAGAAAUGCAAUUACGGAUAAGGCAAGAAAUUGAGAAGGAAAAGAAAACAGAACCUUGGAAAGAAAAAUUCUUUGAGAGGUUUUACGGAGAAAAGUUGGGCAUGUCAAAAGAGGAAUCAGUAAAGCUCGUUUCUGGAACAAGCAAUGAUGGAGCGGAAAGUAGUUCUUCAUGUGGGACCUCUGGCAUUUCAGGGCUCUCUGCAGAGAUGCCCUUGGAAGAAAAACAGCCAAAAUGCACAAAGAAUCUAACUUCUUCAGAGCCUGAUUUCUGUGCUACACUGUAUUCUACAGCUGAUGGAGGUAAAGAUAUAAUGGCAGAAUCAGAAUCAGAGGAUAUCUUGAUCCCUGAAGAAUCUGUGAUUCAAGAGGAAAUUGCAGAAGAAGUAGAGACUAGUAUCUGUGAAUGCCAGGAUGAAAAUCAUAGGACAGUAGCUGAAUUCUCUGAAGAAUCCGAAAGUCCAGCCAAUUCUCAUGAAGAGCCUGCAGUAGCACCUGCUGAAGAUAACUUGGAAUCCUGUGUUAUGAUGAAUGAUGUAUUAGAAACUCUGCCUCAUAUUGAAGUCAAGGUAGAAGAGAAAUCAGAAGCUCCCCAUGAGGAAAUGUCAGUUGUUAUUGAUCAACUUGAAAUCUGUGAGUCUCUCAUUCCUUCCACUUUAUCUGUAACUCACGUCAGUGACACAGAACAAAAGGAGCCAGAGAACACAAUAGAGACCAAUCCUCCAAAAGACAAAGCAGUAUCAUCUGUGGAAAAUCAUUUUCCAAAUGAAGCAAUUGCCAUUGAUAUGGAGCUCCAGAGUGAUCCUGACGAGCAGCUUUCUGAAAACGCUUGCAUCUCAGACACUUCAUUUUCUUCUCAGAGCCCAGAGGGAGUCUGUACCAGUCUGACUUCUCCAGGAGGGGAAAUGCAAUCCAUUCCAGAAGAAUCCUGUACUCCAGCCUCUCUUGAGACAACAUUUUGUUCUGAGGUGUCCAGCACGGAAAAAACGGAUAAAUAUAACCAGAGAAAUCCCACUGAUGAAAACCUCCAUGCAUCUUUGAUGUCAGAAGUAUCUCCAAUAUCUACUUCACCUGAAAUAUCAGAAGCUUCUCUGAUGUCCAAUUUACCCUUAACAUCCGAAGCUUCCCCAGUAUCCAAUGUACCUUUAACAUCAGAAACAUCACCCAUGUCUGAUUUACCACUAACCUCAGAAACUUCUUCGGUGUCUUCCAUGCUUCUCACUUCUGAAACCACUUUUGUAUCCACUUUGCCACUUCCUGCGGAAGCAUCUCCAAUUUCUAACUCUUCAAUGAAUGAAAGGAUGGUGCAUCAGCCCAGAAAGUCACCUUCCAUAUCUGAAGAACCACCUUCCCCUCAGAAAGAGGAAGCUUCUGUCUCUGUCAAGCCCCUAGGGGAAAGCAUUCUUUCUCAGCAGAAGAUUCUGCCAAAUGCUCCUGAAAUCAUCCAAAUGAGUUCUUCUUCCACUGCUCCUGAAGCAUUUCCAGCUGGAGACUUACACAGUAAGACUUCAAGCCAGCAAUCUUGUAAGUCACAGGUUGAAGCUGAGAAGCCCUAUCCAGCUUCCAUUUCAGAACUUCCAUCAGCAGAAAUGAUCAAAGUUAAAAGUCAUAAUGUUCUACAAAGAACAGACAAAAAGGGGGUUUCCUCACCAUUGGAAUUAUCUGUCUUUUCUGAGGAGAUAGAGAGUAAGGUCAGUGAACUUCCAUUAGCUAAAUUACAGGACAAGCCAUAUGUCUCACCCGUGGAUAAGUCUUCACUUUUAGAAGGCUCUCGAAAUAAAACGCAUAAGCAAGGGAGCUCACAGAAUCGAAUGGAGGCCUCGCAUAGUUCCAAAUUGUCAGAACCCUCCAAGUCACCCAAUGACAUACGAAGUGAAAGUCGAGAAUCGGAGAUAUCAAAGAGGAAAACUGCAGAGCAGCAUAGCUUUGGAAUCUGUAAGGAAAAGAGGGCAAGGAUAGAGGAUGACCCCUCCACCCGGAAUGUAUCCUCUAGCAGCCCACCUGAGAAAGAACUGCCUCCAAGAGAGGAACCCAGAGUUCCACCUCUCAAGAUCCAGUUGUCCAAAAUUGGACCACCAUUUAUUAUCAAGAGCCAGCCGACAUCUAAACCAGAGUCGCGAGCAUCUCCUAGCACUUCGGUCAGUGGAGGGAGGAACACAGGAGCGAGGACCCUCGCAGAUAUCAAGGCCCGAGCCCAGCAAGCAAGGGCGCAGCGAGAGGCGGCAGCAGCAGCAGCAGUAGCUGCUGCAGCCAGCAUUGUCUCCAGUGCCAUGGGGAGCCCAGGAGAGGGUGGAAAGGCAAGAACCCUGGCACACAUCAAAGAACAGACAAAGGCCAAGCUCUUUGCCAAGCAUCAAGCCAGAGCCCACCUCUUUCAGAACACUAAAGAGUCCAGAUUGCCUCCCCUCAGCUCCAAGGAAGGGCCGUUGGCCUUAGAGAUAGCUUCUCCUCCUGAAACAAAGAUCGAAGGCUCAACUGGUGUCAUUAUUGUCAAUCCAAACUGCAGAUCUCCUAGCAACAAGUCUGCGCACCUCCGGGAGACCACCACUGUAUUGCAGCAGCCUCUUAACCCGACGAAACUUCCAGAAACUGCCUCUGACUUACCUGUGCAUAGUUCCGACGAAAAUAUACCCGUGUCUCAUUUAGCUGAGAAAAUUGUUUCAUCUACCUCUUCUGAAAAUAGCAGUGUGCCCAUGCUUUUUAAUAAAAAUUCUGUCCCCGUGUCUGUUUGCAGCACUGCUAUGUCAGGAGCAAUUAAAGAGCAUCCCUUUGUGAGUUCUGUGGAUAAAUCCUCUGUUCUAAUGUCUGUUGACAGUGCAAACACUACAAUUUCUGCUUGUAAUCUAAGCAUGUUGAAAACCAUCCAGGGGACUGACACUCCAUGCAUAGCCAUGAUACCAAAAUGUAUUGAGAACUCAUCAGUUCCCACCACGACAGAGGGCUCCAGUGUGUCAAAUUCCAUUGACGAUAAGCAGUUACUGGUAACAAGCAGCAGUGCCAGUAACUUAGUGUCCAGCCAGUACGCGUCUGUGCCAAUGCCUUCCAUUGCAAAUACCUUGCCAAACCACCUCUCCACUAGCUCUGUCUUGAUCCCCCCAACAGGCAUCAACAGCCGAUUUCCUUCUGAAAAUGUUGCAGUGCCCAGGAGUGAGGAACAGGUCCCAGGCCCCGGGGGCUCCACUGUGAGAGCAGCACUCAGUGGCAGGGACUCGGUGGCCGUGACAGAUGCUCUGGUUGCACGCCCUCCUGUGGCAAUGUUUACUGGAAGCAUGCUAACAAUCAACUCUUAUGAUAGUUCUCCCAAGUUAAGUGCUGAAAACUUGGACAAAACUUCAGGGCCUCGAAAUAGGGCCGAUUCUGGCAAAGCCCAGCCCCCUCCGGGAGGCUUCGUACCAACUGCCAUAAACCGGUCCAUCCCAUGUAAAGUCAUCGUUGACCACAGCACCACGCUCACCUCCACCUUGUCCCUCACCGUCUCCAUUGAAAGCGCAGAAGCCAGCCUCGACCUCCAGAGCAGGUUGGUGAGAACAGAAACAUCAGUCCAACCCAUGACCUGUCCUCAGGUGUCUGUCAUUAGCAGGCCUGAGCCUGCGGCCAACGAAGCUGGAGAUCAUAGUUCUAACUUCCUAACAGCCUCUGCCGCGAAGCAAGAGUGUAAAACUCCACAGGCCCCCUGUGCAGGUCUCCGAGAAGGACCCCUGAUUGUUCCAGAUCAACUCAAUGAGGUGACCGUGCCUGGCAGUAGCUUUGCUGAGCAGGCCCGGGGCCCAGUCCCGUUCAAAAGUGAAGCAGACACAACCUGUAACAAUCAGUUUGCUCCGGGAAACCGGAUUUGUUGGGCUGAGGAUGGGCUGAGGAACCCAGAGCAGCCCCCCGGGAGUCACUCAGGUUCAAGUAAGCAGAAGGAUUACCUAGAGCAAAGCUGCCCAAAGACCAUCAAGACCGAACACACCAGUUACUCGCACAUGGCGGAACUUCACCCCAGAAAUCUCCUGGCAAAUGUCACUCUCCCUGUGAAAUCAGAACCUCAUGAAGUGGACAAGGGCUUUAGAAUGGACACUGAAAGCUUCCCUGGCCCUGAGCUGCCCCCUCCAGCCCCUGAAGCCACCCCAAGCAUGCAGCCCACACAGAGCAUGAAGGUGCCCACUUCUGGUCCCAUGGAAGAGGCAAUUUCCUUGGCUGCAGACAACCUGAAGAGGGUCCCCGGCGCUGGGAGCUCGAGCUGCCGCCUGUCGUCCGUAGAGGCGAACAAUCCACUGGUAACGCAGUUGCUGCAGGGCAACCUGCCUCUGGAAAAAGUGUUGCCGCAGCCCAGGUUGGGUGCCAAGCUCGAGAUUAACAGGCUGCCUCUGCCUCUUCAAACUACCUCAAUGGGGAAAGUAGCCCAAGACAGGAACAUUGUGGAAAUGCCAUCCAGCUCUCCAAAUCCAGACGGCAAGGGCUACUUGGCAGGGACUCUGGCACCACCUCCAAUGAGAAAGCGAGAAAACCACCCCAAAAAGAGGGUAGCCAGGACUGUGGGGGAACACACUCAAGUUAAAUGUGAACCAGGGAAACACUUGGUGGACCCAGAUGCUAAGGGGGUGCCUUGUGUCAUCAACUCGGGCCUGAAUCAGCUCGGGCACAGCCAGCCGUUUAAGCAAGAGUGGCUGAGCAAGCACGCCAUGCAGAACAGAAUUGUCCACAGCCCUGAGGUCAAACAGCAAAAGCGACUGCUCCCCUCCUGUAGCUUCCAGCAGAACCUUUAUCACAUUGACAAGAAUGGUGGCUUCCACCCCGACGCUGGCACCUCACACAGACAGCAAUUUUACCAAAUGCCCAUGGCUGCCAGGGGACCCAUUCCUUCUGCAGCUCUGUUGCAGGCCUCUGCCAAGACCCCAGUGGGUUGUAAUGCAUUUGCCUUCAAUAGGCAUCUUGAACAAAAGGCAUUGGGAGAGGCUGGCCUUUCUUCAGCACCUCACCAGCUAAGGCUCACUAACAUGUUGUCCCCCAAUAUGCCCAUUAAAGAUGGUGAUGACGUGGGAGGGGCUGCACACACUAUGCCUAGCAAAACACUAGUGCAUCCCCCACCCCCGCCCCCACCACCCCCUCCACCCCUGGCUCUGCCCCCACCACCCCCACCACCACCUCCACUACCUCCACCUCUUCCUACUGCAGAAGUCCCAUCCGAUCAGAAACAAGCGCCAGUUGCCAUGGAAACCACUAAGCGACGUAGUUGGCCACAGUCCACGGGCAUAUGUAGCAAUAUAAAAUCGGAACCUCUUUCUUUUGAGGAAGGUUUAAGCAGCAGCUGUGAACUGGGCAUGAAACAAGUUUCCUAUGACCAGAAUGAAAUGAAAGAACAGUUAAAAGCAUUUGCGCUAAAAAAUGCAGAUUUCUCUUCCUAUUUGCUUUCUGAGCCACAAAAGCCUUUUACCCAAUUAGCUGCUCAGAAAAUGCAGGUGCAGCAACAACAGCAGCUUUGUGGAAAUUAUCCAACAAUACACUUUGGUAGCACGAGCUUCAAAAGGGCAGCAUCUGCAAUUGAAAAGUCCAUUGGGAUUUUGGGAAGUGGCUCCAGCCCUGCCACGGGCCUGCCUGGUCAGAAUGCUCAGAUGCCCGUUCAAAACUUCGCCGACAGCAGCAACGCAGAUGAAUUGGAACUGAAAUGCUCUUGCCGCCUGAAAGCCAUGAUUGUGUGCAAAGGCUGCGGGGCCUUCUGCCAUGAUGACUGCAUAGGUCCUUCAAAACUGUGUGUAGCUUGUCUGGUUGUGCGAUAAGAGCAGAAUGCGAGAUGCAGUAUCCCUUUUCUACAGGACAAGGCCAAGUGGUGUCAACUACAACAAUUUUUUUAAUAACUCAGUAGUUUAUAGCAUGCUAAUUUAUUUUACUUUGGAGCAGAUUAUCUUUUGGGGUAUUAUUUUUUCUUGCAUUUCUCAGAAAGGGAAGCUUGCACCCCAACAGAGUGGCUUAGCAGCAUGUCUUACAUAUUAAGUUGCCAUCGCCAGUUUUGGAACAUGUGUCCUGUCUAUACACAUCAACUACGCCCAUUCAUGAUUUGUUCACCAGGUGUAGAUAGGAAAAGAACUUUUUCACCUAGGAGUGGCCAGAAAAGCAAGUGUAGAAAGAAUGGUAAAAGUGAUGCAAGAUGCACGCCAUGCAUUGUUUCGUAGAUUGGCCAUUACAUGGAAGAUUUCCAUAGUUCACUUUUCUGGGCCUGACUCACCAUGGUGAUUAAACCAUGUUUGCAAAGGAGAAUCUGAUUUACAUGUAUGAUUGCUUGUAUUUCCUCAUCACAAAGUUACAGUAAAAGAAGGCAUGCCGUUAACGAACCUCACAGUCCCACAUAUUCUUCCCUCAUUCUACUCUGUUCAGAGACUGGCAGAAUAUCUUGAUCUGUCUUGGACACUGUACACACAUUGUAGUAGAAUUGCAGUGUCGGCUUCAUGCCCAGUAUGUGCUUUGAGCCCUUUCACACCUGAUAUAGUCAGAUGAGUUGCCAGCAGAGCCACAGGUCCAGAUUUUGGAGCUUCGAGUGUAGCUUUUAAGAGCACUGGAAGCAUUUUUGAUUUUCACAUGAUAGUUUUGAAAAAGCCCUAUAAAAGUAAAAGCAAAGCAAAGAAAAUGUUGUGUAUGCCAACACAUACAUUGAAUAUGUAAAUAUUAGUCCAGUCUAUUCAUCCUAGUACAAUGACUAGAUACAAAAAAUUGGUGUGGUGGGAAUGAAUGAUUGUCCUUUAUUGAUGAUACCAGUUCAUUAUGGCUCCCAACUUUGCAGAAGUAGGCAGCCUCUUUCAUAAAAUGUCACUGAUGAUAAAGGGGACUACAGAAAGCAGAAUCAUUGACAUUUUUCUAAAGUUUUUUUCUCAUGAUUCACUACCUAUAAGAUUAUAAUUCACUCUGAAGUCCUUCCUGAAAAAAUUGUCUGAGACAUUGCAUGCUCCCCUUCACCCCACCCCCACCCCCAGGUGAAUUCAGUACAUUUUUUUAUCUUUGGGGGAAAGGAGCAGCUUUUCAAAAAGGGAUACUGCAUCUUACCAAUGUUGCAGCAUUUAUUCAGCGAAAUGUAAGUGCUGAGCAUUUUAUAUACCUUGGCUAUCCUCAUGCCACAGAAAAGCUAUAUAGUUCAGAAGGCUCAGUUCCCUAAGGCAAGUUCAAAAGCACAUGCAUAUAGUGGGAAGUUAUAAUACAACAAACAGCAUGCCCGUUCAACUUCAGAUCACAGAGCACAAGAUGUGGAGUGCCAUUCAUCUACUGAUUGUGGCUAUAGAGUUUUCUAAUGGAGCAAAAUUCAUUAGUAGCUAGGGUAAGAAUGAGAGAUAUUUUCACAUGGGAUCAUCUUAGCCAGUGUACACUUUUGACAUUCCCGUAAAGUAAAAUAUGUCUUAAAAGUUAACUGGAAUGAGCAGAAAUUGCAUUUCUGGAAAACAAAACGUGGUGGUUUUAAUAGCAGUCAGCCAUUGGUACAUGGGUUUUUUUUUUCUCCAUAUAUAUAUAUAUAUUGUUGUGAUGUUGCCAAAUUUCUUUCAGUGAUAAGAGACUUCAGUUUUCUUAACUAACUGCAGCUAGUGAAAGAAAAGUAGGGCCAGUUUCUGUGGCCUUGAUUUGGUGCUUCAGUGCUGUCACUUCUGUUUUUGACACUAAAAUUAAUGACUGAGAAAAUUAGCAAUGCACUUCCCCAGCCCUUCCCCAGGAAUGCAGCGGAAGCCCCAGUGGAUCCUUAACUGACUCUGCACCAGGUCGUGUUUGAUGUCUUCGUCUUUGGUCUUUGGUGUCUCUCUGGUCUGCUUGGCUCUGAUUUCAUCUUGGUUCGGGAGAUCAUACUCUAGUCUCACAGAGAGGCACCUCUAAAAGAUAUUUGCAUGCCAACUCUUUCUUCAAAAUUCAGUUACCACUCUACCAAUGUCAGAUACUGUCUACACCAGCAGAUUCAAAACUACCGCAUCAGUAACUGACAUGGUGUUAAAAAAAACUCGAGUCUAAAGAAACUUUAUACUCUGUAUAUGAGGUAGAGUGGAGGCUGAUGUGCUAUUGAGCCCAUUAACACUUUCAUCAUGAUGGAACCUGCAAGUUGCCUACUGGGAAUAAAGAAGUGUCCUUCUGUAUGUUUUGAUUUUUCACAUGAUAGUUUUGAAGAAUCAAGUCUUUGAUUAGAUAACGGAUUCCAUAACCAAGUCCAAAGAGCAUUAAUUUUUCUGUGCUGUUGCUCUGGGGUUUUUUUGCCCCACUUAAAAUUUCUUGUGUCUAUAUGGUUAAUAUUACUGAAAAAUUAAUAUCUUUGGGCAGUUUGAAAAAUUAAUAUUUAAAACAUGAAAAAAAUUCAUAAGUGUGAGCCAGCUAUUUUACAGGUCUUCAUUUAAUAUUUAUCCAAAACCCAGUAUAUUUGGAUUAUGCGAGUAGGUUCUUAGUUUUCUGAUUCUCACAUUUGCAAAAGAAUUUAUAUGUUAAUUGUAUAGUGUGCAAAGUUUAGUGUUGCAUUAUCCUGAUAUUUGGAUACUUUCAGAUCCCUAUCUGGAAUAUGCACAUAUAAUUUUUUUUAAUCACAAAGGAUGUAUUUCCCUAAGUAGCACUUUCGAAACAGGGGAAGGAAGGAAACUGCUCUCCCAGCUCUCCCCACCCUCCUCCUCUGAGAUCCACAUAUGCCUGAGGUGUAUAAAGACAUUUAGGUAGUCAAUGGGCAUGUUAAUAGGAAUGUUCUGAUGCAAAUUCCCUUUUAAAAUGAAAAUAUUUUUUCUUCCCCAAAGUGAGGAUAGCAGAAAUGUUGGUGAACUGAACACCAGGUCAUUUUUUUCCCCUGCUAAGAUCUAGUCCGAAGAAGAAGAAAAAAGAAACGAAAGCAAACCUUUGAGGCGGAGCCUGAUGACUAUAAAGACUUUGUGGUGGUAUGAAUUGGGGGGCAUGAUCUAUAAGGUUUAGUUGACUUUCAGACCUUGAAUACUCCUGCUCAUUCAAGAUAGACACAACAAGCAAGCUGGUGCAUACAGUGCCUCAAAAAGCAGUCAAGAGUAAGAAUUCAUGAUGCUGCAACCCCACUGCAUUUAUAAACACUCGCACAAUUUCAAAUGAAGUUCCUGUGGCCUCGGUUUCCCAGCUCCUGCUCGAUCUGGUGAAGUGCCAGGUGGCAGAAGAUGAAGCCAAGCUUAGGGUUGCCUCUGAUGCGGAGGCCAGCAUCACACUAGCUGCCCGGCGGGGAUGAUGACCCCGCUGAACAUGUAGAGAGCCCAGAGUCACUGUCCAUCUGUUUCCAGAGAACAAUGUGAAGAGUCCUAGAAAAGGAACUCAUCAGACUGUCAGGGGCCUAUGUAGCCAAAAUGUCACUGAAUAUAAAAAUCUUGUUGUCUUCAGUCGUCAUGCUUUGUCAAUGUCAAGCAAACAAAAAGCAUUUUUACUAUAAUUUAAAGGAGCUGCUUUUUUUUUUACAGCACAUACUAUUUCGCUUUGUACUAUAUUUGAUAGUUGCCGAAUAAUUUAGACUGUAGAAAAACUGUUGUAUUUGACUGUUAUGAAUGUUUCAAAGAAAGUGCUUUACUUGGUUGCCAUAAUUUUCUUGUACUGCUGUAUUUCUCCCCCUGCUUCAUGGAAACCUAAUCCGAUUCAUAUUUUCAGUACUUUCUUUAAAAAAAGAAAAUGUAUGUGUACUUUUUUUUUUGGUCAGUAUUCUGAAUGUUUACAUCUGUUUGACAUUAGCCAUUUAAUGCCUUUUUUAAAAGGCAGUAUUACUCCUAUAGUGUAACAGCAAAAUGUGAAAUCAACCCAACAUAACAUGCAUGAUAAACACAGAUUGGGGGCGAAGGCCCUGGACAUACAUAGACAUUUUAUAUCAGCAUACAGAAAAGUAAAACCCUCCUUCAGUCCUCUACCAAAGAAUAUAUUAUUCCCACAGGAAAAACUCUGAAAAGGUGUGUAAAAUUCUCAGAAGGGGGAGCAGUUGAUUCAGUAAGACUGCUACAAUUUAAUACUGUUAUGCUUGCUUUGAUACCUGACUAAAUGUGACUGAGUGCAACAAGCAUUUAAAAAUUUUUUAGACAGUGUUUUGUUUAGAAUUCAGGGAUCAUGCAUUCUUUAAUGGUGCUGUUUGUUUUUUAUUUCUUCUUUUCUACAAAGAAAAAAGUGUUGCCUACAAAAGUGGUUGCUCACAGUACCAUAGUUAAAUGAAAUGUUUGUCUCUUCAUGUUUCUGUUUUGCCCUUUCUUAAAGUUAACAACUUGGGUUUCAAUAUUAAAAUAUUCUGGAGAAAAAUAAAGAAAUCAAGCAUUAAGUAAUUGUCAUUUUAAGUUUUUUAUGAAAUAUGUGUAUAUAACCUGUACAAUAAAUACAUUGAAAAUUUUGAUUAAAAUUUAUAUAGGGAAAUCUUUCGCCAUGUAGUGUUCAGUUAUCUAUUUCUUAGUGUCUUUUCAACAAAAUCAAAACCACGGUUAAAAACCAAACUGAAACCUCUAAAAUUAUAUCUUCUAAGCUUACCAUUUAAAAUAGAUUUGGACCGUCUUGUAUUCGCAAAUGUUUUGUUAAUUCUUUAUGGCAAAACAUCCAGGUAUAAAGACUAUUAGUUCCAUUUUUAAUUUGAACUUUCAAGAUGAAUUAACUUUCCAAUUCUGUUUUUAAAGAAUUGCUCCAGUUAAUUUUUAUCUUGCAUAAAGUAUUACACACUGUAUUUGAAUAAAAUCCUCUGAAGCAUUGGAACAAAAUUGCCUCAGUUAUGUUUACAUUGGUUUAAAAAUAAGCUUAUCUUUACAGUAAGAUGAAUCGGAAAGCAUUAAACAUAAUUGGCUGUUAAAUCUGGCUUCAGUUGUGCUUUGGUCUACUUGGAAAGUGCUAUCUUUAGCCACCAGAUGGCGUAAGAGAAUAUUUACUCUGGAAGAAACAAAUCAAAACGCGCUGCUUCCACCAAAAAACCAAAUUAAUUAUAAUGAUAGAAGUUCAGUUUACCCAAGUAGGUGAGUAGAAAGUGAAUAUUUUAUGUUUUAUUAAAUUAUGUUCACUGCAAUAGUGAUAUCUUCAUUUUCCAUUAAAAUACAAAAUGGUCAUAGAGUUGCAGGUUUUUUGUUUUAAUUGCAGUAAUCAAUAGGCAUAAUAUAGGCCAAAAUUUAGUUCAGAAAACUGAAUGGUCAGAAAAAUGAAUUCCUUAAGGUGGUGUUUAUAGAAAGUUAGCUGAAUGUUUGACAUGUUUUACUUCAUUCUCAGAUGGUUACAACUGUAAAAUUUUACAUAAAUAUUCCAUUAUUAAUACAUUAG
Sorex araneus (European shrew) is the source of this 12314-nucleotide messenger RNA. RefSeq names its product ASXL transcriptional regulator 3 (gene ASXL3). Bases 119 to 6862 code for a protein of 2247 amino acids. Gene Ontology annotation, biological process: animal organ morphogenesis; positive regulation of transcription by RNA polymerase II. The transcript is spliced from 12 exons. Gene Ontology annotation, cellular component: PR-DUB complex. Gene Ontology annotation, molecular function: DNA binding; peroxisome proliferator activated receptor binding; chromatin binding. Lineage: Eukaryota; Metazoa; Chordata; Mammalia; Eulipotyphla; Soricidae. The record is from RefSeq and is a predicted model, not a curated record.